This is a messenger RNA of Ailuropoda melanoleuca (giant panda), 2682 nucleotides long. RefSeq names its product cyclin dependent kinase 16 (gene CDK16). Lineage: Eukaryota; Metazoa; Chordata; Mammalia; Carnivora; Ursidae. The record is from RefSeq and is a predicted model, not a curated record. The coding region runs from base 613 to 2442 and encodes 609 amino acids. Gene Ontology annotation, biological process: exocytosis; neuron projection development; protein phosphorylation. The transcript has 16 exons. Gene Ontology annotation, cellular component: cytoplasm; synaptic vesicle; nucleus. Gene Ontology annotation, molecular function: ATP binding; cyclin-dependent protein serine/threonine kinase activity.
AACCAAUAAGUAGAUGGUAUUAUUUCUGAGGAGGUGAUAAGAUCUGGGGGGAUAAUUUGGCAAAGUGAGGGGGAGCUCAGUGUGGUUGAGAUUUUAAAUAGGGCUAUUUGUGGAGGGUUUAUCCAUGAAAAAGGUGAUAUUUGAGCAAGGGUCCUAAGGGGGUGAGGGAGUGAGCUAUUUUGAAAUAUGGGGGAAGGGUAUUCCACGUACCAGGAACGGCCAGUGCAAAGGUCCUGAGGUGGGACUGCUGGGUGUGGUUGCAGAUCAGCCACCAGCAAUGGUUGAGGGGAAGGUGAGGCCAGAGAGAUAAUAAGGGGUGAAAAGGGUAAGACCUUGUGGGCCACCCUUGAGCACUGAGACAUUUUUGGGGGGUGAUAAGGGAGAUGUGCACUCUCAAGUAGAGGAGAAUGAGGGUAGGCCUGGCUUAUAAAAAUCUUGAGUGGGACCCAUAGGGUCCCAACCUGAUUGAAACUUUCCAGCAGCCCUCAGGACAGCUGGCAUCUAUUGAGAUCCCCCCCCACAACCUACCCAGUGGUUGGGUCUGGGCAGGACUCCCCUCUCUGUGCACCCCUCACUUGAGUAGAACAGUGGGGUAGUCCACUUACGGUGACAAUGGUUGCUGGGGAAGGCGGGCGGGUCCUUGUGGUUGUGGGGAACAUUCUGCCUUGGCAGUUGGGGGUGAUGUGGGGCUGGUGCCAGAGGAACAUGACAUUCUAUGGGCGAGCCCAGGGCCGUAUUGGCGGCCCCUCCUCAGUCCUGGGCGAGCCCCUCGCCCCACCCACAGCUGGGCCCAUCACCACCGCCGCACCUAAGAACGCCUGCUGUGGAGGCCUUUGUUCCCACAGUGAAGCUGCCCCCAUAGAGGCCAACAGUCCACCAGUUGGGCCUUUGCCCUCAGCCAGCCACCCAGGCCUCAACACCCAGGUCGCCAUGGAUCGGAUGAAGAAGAUCAAGCGGCAGCUGUCGAUGACACUCCGAGGGGGCCGAGGUGUGGACAAGACCAAUGGUGCCCCUGAGCAGAUAGGCCUGGAUGAGAGUGGGGGUGGCGGUGGCAGUGACCUUGGAGAGGUACCCACUCGUGCCGCUCCUGGGGAACCUCGCUCUGGACGGGGCCCACUCAGCUCUGCACCAGAGAUUGUACAUGAGGACUUGAAGAUGGGGUCUGAUGGGGAAAGUGACCAGGCUUCAGCCACGUCCUCGGAUGAGGUGCAGUCGCCAGUGAGGGUGCGCAUGCGCAACCAUCCCCCACGCAAGAUCUCCACUGAGGACAUCAACAAGCGCCUGUCACUACCAGCCGACAUCCGGCUGCCUGAGGGCUACCUUGAGAAGCUGACCCUCAAUAGCCCCAUCUUCGACAAGCCCCUCAGCCGCCGCCUCCGCCGUGUCAGCCUGUCUGAGAUUGGUUUUGGGAAACUGGAGACCUACAUCAAGCUGGACAAGCUGGGUGAGGGUACCUAUGCCACCGUCUACAAAGGCAAAAGCAAGCUCACAGACAACCUUGUGGCACUCAAGGAGAUCAGACUGGAACACGAAGAGGGGGCACCCUGCACCGCCAUCCGGGAAGUGUCCCUGCUCAAGGACCUCAAACAUGCCAACAUCGUCACACUACAUGACAUCAUCCACACGGAGAAGUCCCUCACCCUUGUCUUUGAGUACCUGGACAAGGACCUGAAACAGUACCUGGAUGACUGUGGGAACGUCAUCAACAUGCACAACGUGAAACUCUUCCUGUUCCAGCUGCUCCGUGGCCUGGCCUACUGCCACCGGCAGAAGGUGCUACACCGAGACCUCAAACCCCAAAACCUGCUCAUCAACGAGAGAGGAGAGCUGAAGCUGGCAGACUUCGGCCUGGCCCGAGCUAAGUCAAUUCCAACGAAGACCUACUCCAAUGAGGUGGUGACACUGUGGUACCGGCCCCCCGACAUUCUGCUUGGGUCCACGGACUACUCUACCCAGAUUGACAUGUGGGGUGUGGGCUGCAUCUUCUAUGAGAUGGCCACAGGCCGGCCCCUCUUCCCAGGCUCCACAGUGGAGGAACAGCUGCACUUCAUCUUCCGCAUCUUGGGAACCCCAACUGAGGAGACGUGGCCAGGCAUUCUGUCCAACGAAGAGUUCAAGACAUACAACUACCCCAAGUAUCGAGCCGAGGCCCUUUUGAGCCAUGCACCCCGGUCCCCUUGUCCUUGCUGUAGACUUGACAGCGAUGGGGCUGACCUCCUCACCAAGCUGCUGCAGUUUGAAGGUCGCAAUCGGAUCUCCGCAGAGGACGCCAUGAAACAUCCAUUCUUCCUCAGUCUGGGGGAUCGGAUCCAUAAACUUCCUGACACUACUUCCAUAUUUGCACUAAAGGAGAUCCAGCUGCAAAAGGAGGCCAGCCUUCGGUCUUCAUCAAUGCCUGACUCAGGCAGGCCAGCUUUCCGCGUGGUGGACACCGAGUUCUAAGCUGAGUUCUAAGCCACAGACCGAGGCCCCAGCAGGCAGCAGCUGGAGGGAUGCCACUCCCCUCACAGGGCAGCCCCCAACUGCAUCCUCCUUGCUUGCUGCCUGCCUACCUGCCUGACUCAUGCUCGCCUGCCCACAUGUCCCCUGCUGCCUGUCCGAACACCUGACCAUUGGCCUGUCAACCCACCCAUUGGCCUGUCUGCUGGGUGCUAACAAAGCUCUCAUCGCUCCUUCGCCUGG